Molecule: messenger RNA, 1452 nt
Organism: Hypoxylon fragiforme
Lineage: Eukaryota; Fungi; Ascomycota; Sordariomycetes; Xylariales; Hypoxylaceae
Exons: 2
Coding region: 1-1452 (483 amino acids)
Source: RefSeq, a predicted model, not a curated record
AUGGAUCGAUUGCCAGAAGAGGUCCUGCAGAUUAUAUUCUCGACUUUCCUACCGGAUGUCGAUGUUUGCUUAAUCCGACAUGGACCAUGCAUCGCCCGGCCACUCUUAUAUCAUACGAUUUAUGCGUUUUAUAACACUACGCGUUGGCUACUUAUUCGGACUUUGAUCGAAAACCCAGCCCUCGGUCAACAUACCCGUACCAUAGUUAUAUCCCAUGAGCCUGAAAUGAUGCUUAGGCCCCAUGCCAAAAUUCAUCCGGAUAUGUUGCGUCAUGCGGUAAUGAAAGCACAAGGGCGACCUGGAUACCCGUCCCGCUUGAUGUCGAAAUUCCUUUGUUGUAUUGAAAAAGGAACGGUUGAUUCAGCUGAGAGCACAUUCCCUCUCGCGUUCCUACCAAACCUCGAUCAAAUGUUUCUCUAUUUGCCGGGAGACUAUUUUAAUGCGAUAAAUAUUUUCAGCAUCAUCACCAGGGAAAUCGCAUCCAGUCGGGACGAAGCUCGCUCCUCUGAGGGAAUACCGCCGGCUCAACUUAUAUCUGCUAGCCACUUCUCUAAACUCCGAAAGAUACGAGUGGGAUGCACAAUGGUGGGACUGUUGGCUAAAUACAAUGAGUUCACCGCGCAGCUUGUUAAACUGCCUAAUCUGAGGUCUUUCGCCAGUUAUCAGAACACCUGGAGCGAAGAAGCGCUGAGAAGAGCUCCUGGAACCAUUGGUAUUCACAACUUGAUUCUUGGUAACCCAAGGAUGACUGGAGAGGACUUACUAUAUCUUCUCUCUAAGUGCCCCAAUCUUCGUGGUCUCAAAAUAACAUUCGGCUAUUGUGAGCGGUAUAUAGACCGACCAUAUCUACCAGCAAUAGGGGAUAUGUUGAGAAACGGUCCCUUUAAUCUCGAAACCUUGAUUCUAGAAACCUCUAAGAUGAGUGCGGGCCGAGAAAUUGAUACCAAACAUAUACUCGGCUCUCUACGCCCACUCCAGAAGCUUACGAAACUGCACCUCCCGCUAGAUAUUCUUGCCGGUUUGAGGGCGUGUGCCUAUGAUGACAGCGUAGAAGGAGAGCACCAAAGGUACUCUCUCAAUAUUGAUCAACAGCUUCCGCAUUCGUUAGAAAUAGUUGACUUUGAGGUUUUCUCAUUGGGCCAUAACAGAACGAACGUAUACAUACACAAUCAGGUCAUGAAUCUGAUUUCUAACGAAUACCGAAUCAAUCUUAGAGCGGUGCAAGUUGGAAAUGAGAUAAACACCGUGUCCGUGGAAUACAUAAGGAACGUGGGGCGUCCAGGUUGGUCGGUCAUUUGUCGCAAUACCAGCAGCGAGUUCAAUCUUGAAAACUUGCUGGACAAUUGGCCCAUAAUAUCUCAAGGACUGGUGGAUAUCAGUUACACGGCCCCCGACCUGGACAUCCCGCGCUCGCACGUCGGAUGGCUAGUGGAUAUUAGACAUGAUUGCUAA